AUGCACAUGACGAAGUUCACUCACGUGCGAGAGUGGCCGUUACUCGAGUCUGCGCUUUUCGUGCUUAUGUCAUAUGCUGCGUUUCUCAUCGCCGAAGUCUGCGAACUUACAGGAGUGGUGGCCGUGCUGUUCUGCGGUAUAUGUCAAGCGCAUUACACAUACAACAACUUGUCAUCGGACUCCCGCAACCGAACAAAGCAGCUUUUCGAACUCCUCAACUUUUUAGCAGAAAACUUCAUAUUCACAUACAUAGGUGUCUCCAUGUUCACCUUCCCGAAACAUCACUUUGAUCCAUGGUUCAUUAUUGCUGGUUUUGUAACGUCUACUUUAGGACGUGCAGUCAACAUUUAUCCAUUAUCGUUCCUCCUCAAUCUAGGACGCAAGCCGCCUAUACCAAUGAAUUUCCAGCACAUGCUGUUUUUCUCAGGUUUACGAGGUGCUAUGUCAUUUGCCUUGGCUAUCCGUAACACGGUGUCUGAAGCGCGACAAGCUAUGUUGACGACUACUUCGAUGAUCGUCAUAGCAACGGUAGUGCUACAAGGUGGAGCUGCUACCCACGCACUUGCCUAUUUCCGUAUUCCUACCGGGCAAACUGGUAACGAUGAGAAUGACGCUUUACCAUAUCGGGAUGUCAGAAGCCUCUACCAGGCCACGGACUACAGCCAACCGAGAGGCCGCAUGAUAGUUAAGUGGGCUAAAGGAGCAAAAGAAGUGGUUAUGCCUUGGGAACUAAACGGUAUCGAAGAUACCCCGCGAGACCGUGGUGACGGAGGCAACGGUCAAAAGGCUCGUCUGGCGAGGUUAUGGGGCGCGGUAGAUUCCAAGCUGCUAAAGCCACUAUUGACUCAUGCACGGCCGCCCCUUACGGAGACUAUGCCGGCAUUCAUGAGCCCCAUUGCAAGAGUGCUGACUACGACGCAUCAGUAUACACAAGCUGAUAACACACUCAGGCGAACAGACUCCGAUUCAGACCUGUGCAUCGAUGAAGCACAACCAGUUCCUACAAAUAUUGAUCCACAGCUGUCAAUUACUGUUCGGAAUGGAUAUGGGCAUGUUUGA
This is a messenger RNA of Arctia plantaginis, 1059 nucleotides long. The record is from the annotation of a GenBank genome assembly. NCBI's taxonomy places the organism in Eukaryota, Metazoa, Arthropoda, Insecta, Lepidoptera, Erebidae.